Aspergillus campestris IBT 28561 is the source of this 1386-nucleotide messenger RNA. Its product is annotated as flotillin domain protein. The record is from RefSeq and is a predicted model, not a curated record. Bases 1 to 1386 code for a protein of 461 amino acids. Gene Ontology annotation, biological process: protein localization to plasma membrane. Gene Ontology annotation, cellular component: plasma membrane. Lineage: Eukaryota; Fungi; Ascomycota; Eurotiomycetes; Eurotiales; Aspergillaceae. The transcript has 7 exons.
AUGAGGUAUGCGAUUGCUCGUCCAAGCGAAUAUCUCGUGCUCACCGGAGCCGGGAUCAAAGACAUUCGCCUCUGCAAAAAGGCGAUUGUGAUGCCAUGGCAGCGUUGUGCGAGGAUCUCCCUAGCCCCAUUCGACUUUGGUCUCAACCUGCAGGCCAUGACGGUGGAGAAGCUGCAGUUCUCCCUGCCUGCCGUGUUUACGAUCGGACCCGAAGACAAACAAGAGGCCCUGCGCAAAUAUGCCCUGCUGUUGUCCGGCAGUACCAACGAGGCGGAUAUUGCCAAGGCCAAAAACUUGACCCACAGAAUGCGAGGGGACCAUGUGCAGGAUAUCAUCAAAGGCAUCAUUGAAGGCGAGACCCGUGUGAUCGUGUCGAGCAUGUCUAUGGAAGAGAUCUUCAAGGAAAGGCAGGAAUUCAGGGACAGGGUCAUAAAAAAUGUUCAGAAGGAGCUAGAGCAAUUUGGCCUGUGCAUCUACAAUGCCAACGUCAAAGAGCUCCAGGAUACGCCGGGUAGCGAGUACUUUGCGUUCCUCAGUCGCAAGGCUCACGAGGGAGCUCUGAACCAAGCCAAGAUCGAUGUGGCCGAGGCGCGGAUGCGAGGAGAAAUCGGCGAGGCCGAGAAGAAAGGGCGGGCCAAGCAAGAAAUCUCCAAGAUCGACGCCGACACCGCCGUCCUCGAGACCCAACGGAAAGCCGAGAAGGCCAAGGCCGACUCGGAGCUCAUGAACCGUCAGACCGAGCUGGAUUCCAGCGUUGAGAUGGGCAAGAUCGCUGCCAAGCGCCAGACGGAAAUGAAAGAUGCGGAGCUCAAGAGGAAGGUUGAGACUUUGCGUGCGGAAACCGAGUUGGAGCGCCUGCGUGCCAACGACGUCACCAAGAGCAAGGUUGCACGCGAGUCUUCCCAGCAGAACGCCGAUGCUGCUUACUAUCAGCAGCAAAAAUCUGCCGAUGCCCUACUGUACACACAGAAAAUGGAGGCGGACGCAGCUUACUACCGUCAAAGCAAAGAGGCGGAUGCGACCUUCCACCAUCAGAAACGAGAAGCUGAAGGAAUCCUGGAGAUGGCCAAGGCCUAUGGUGCGCUCGUUGAUGUUCUCGGAGGUCCUCAGACCUUCUUGCAAUAUAAGAUGUUGGAGACCGGCACAUAUGAGAAAUUGGCGAUGGCGAAUGCCCAGGCUAUCAAUGGUCUCCAGCCUAAGAUCACUUCAUGGAAUACUGGUAAUGGAGAGGGUAGCGCAGACUCUCUGGGGCCGAUCCGAAACCUCAUGCAAGGUCUUCCUCCUUUGCUGAGUACGAUCCAUGAGCAAACCGGAAUCAGUCCUCCGUCGUGGAUGGCUCAGAUGCCGGCGAAGAACCAGAUCAAUGGGCUGAACCAUGCGGAAUAG